CAAGAAACAGAGCUUUCUUCUCUAUCUUCCUGAAAACACAAAUCGCAAUCGCCGGAGAAUGGCCGCCACUUCCACCGCUGCUUCUUCCAUCAUGGGUACUCGGGUAGCUCCCGGUAUCCAUUCCAGCUCGGGUCGGUUCACAGCCCGGUUUAGUUUCGGGAAGAAGAAGGCAGCUCCGAAAAAGAGUGCGCCCAAGACGGUGACUACAGACAGGCCUCUUUGGUACCCAGGCGCCAAAUCUCCUGAGUGGCUCGACGGUUCCUUGGUUGGCGAUUACGGUUUCGAUCCCUUUGGUUUAGGUAAACCGGCAGAGUAUCUCCAGUUCGAUAUUGAUUCGCUUGACCAGAAUCUGGCUAAGAACUUAGCCGGAGACGUUAUCGGAACCCGUACUGAAGCUGCUGACGCCAAAUCGACGCCGUUUCAGCCCUACAGUGAGGUGUUUGGAAUCCAGCGAUUCAGGGAAUGCGAGCUCAUCCACGGACGGUGGGCGAUGCUCGCCACUCUCGGCGCUCUCUCCGUCGAAUGGCUGACCGGCGUUACAUGGCAAGACGCCGGAAAGGUGGAGCUUGUAGAUGGGUCGUCCUACUUGGGGCAGCCAUUACCGUUCUCGAUCUCGACAUUGAUAUGGAUCGAGGUGUUAGUGGUCGGCUACAUCGAGUUCCAGCGCAACGCUGAGCUAGACUCCGAUAAGCGUUUGUACCCGGGAGGCAAAUACUUCGACCCGCUAGGUUUAGCGGCUGACCCGGAGAAGAGGGCUCAACUUCAGUUAGCCGAGAUCAAGCACGCACGUCUUGCCAUGGUCGCCUUUUUGGGAUUCGCAGUUCAAGCGGCUGCAACGGGUAAAGGUCCACUCAACAACUGGGCUACUCACCUCAGUGAUCCACUCCACACCACCAUCAUUGAUACCUUCAACUCUUAAAAUCAUCAUUAUCUCCAUUAUCUAUCAUCUGGUUCUAUUUUGCAUAAACAGAGCUAUGAUACUGAAUCAAGUUUGGGCUUUUUCACCAAAAAAAAGAUAAUCAAGUUUGGGCUUUUGCUUGUUUGGUUUGUUUUA
Messenger RNA from Capsella rubella, 1054 nucleotides. Its product is annotated as chlorophyll a-b binding protein CP29.1, chloroplastic. The transcript is spliced from 2 exons. The coding region runs from base 59 to 919 and encodes 286 amino acids. Gene Ontology annotation, cellular component: plastoglobule; chloroplast thylakoid membrane; chloroplast envelope. The record is from RefSeq and is a predicted model, not a curated record. Gene Ontology annotation, biological process: response to light stimulus; photosynthesis, light harvesting in photosystem I. NCBI's taxonomy places the organism in Eukaryota, Viridiplantae, Streptophyta, Magnoliopsida, Brassicales, Brassicaceae.